Molecule: messenger RNA, 2938 nt
Organism: Nicotiana tabacum (common tobacco)
Lineage: Eukaryota; Viridiplantae; Streptophyta; Magnoliopsida; Solanales; Solanaceae
Source: RefSeq, a predicted model, not a curated record
AAGAUCCUUUUUUGUCAGUUGCUCGUGAAUGUACAGUAAACAAUCAUUACCGUUACGCCCAACCGUCAGCUCAUCCUAGCUUUUCCAGAGUCAUCGCCACCAUGACGCCGCCGAGUAUCUCCGUUAUCCCGUCCUCCUCCACCACCAUAGUCUCUCCGAAACCACUAAAACCGCCGCCGGUUGUACAGCCACAACUGCCGUCGCUCGAAACCAAGCUUUUCAGUCGCAGGAACGCCGUCGUUUGGCUCUCACUCAUUGCUCCUCUCACUUAUCCUGCCUCUGCUCUCUCCUUCGGCAUAUCAGGACCAAAAGAAUGGUUAAGAGAUCAAAAGAAGAAGACUGCCAAGUACCUUUUGGCUCCAAUCGAUGCUUCUAGAAACAUCCUCGGCUCUGCUUAUCUCUUACUCACGAGAACUGAAUCUGAUUUUGGUGAAAAAGAACUUGAAGAAGUUCAGAGCUUGUUGAGAUCUGCUGCAAGGGAUUGUGUACCUCAAGAGAGGAAUUCUUUUGUUCAGUUUCAAUCAAACACUGGAGUUGAGGUCUGCACUUUCCGUUUGGUUGUGAAAAAUGCUUCUUCUUUGCUUGCUGACAAGGACCCGGUAAAGUUAGCAGCCGAGACUAAGCUUAUUGAUCUCAUAAGGUCUUUUGCUUCUCUCAGUGACAUGGCGAAUGAAAUUGAUGUGCAAGUUGCUUCUAAUAGGCAAAAGGUCGCAAAUGCUCUCAUGGAUACAGUCACUUGUCUAGACAAGCUUGAGCAAGGCGUCAAGGAAUGCCUAGAAGUUUGAUGAAUCCCUAUUCUAGUCAAAGAAGGAACAGUAUGAAUUCUGCAUUUGCCAAUUUGGAGAUGCUUUUCCUUUAGGUUUGGAAGGGCAAAAAGAAAAAUUGUAAAACAGGUUGUACAUCCAUUUAAUGUUCAAGUUUAUUCUUUCAUUGUAAUGAUUUUCUCCAGUUAAAUGCAUGUUACCUCAGUAGUGAGCAGGCAUAUCUUCACUUUCAUUGAAAUUACGAACAAGCGAAUUAUGAUGCAUAAAAUCGACUCUUUUGCUAUUGUUUUUCUAUGUGAAGAAUUGAUGGUAUUAGAAUUUAGAGGUUUGAUGCUCUUUGCUCUACAAGUUACAUAACCUGCAUCAACUUUACUAGAUAUUCUUCUCACUUGAUAUAGUGGACUAAGUUCAUAUUAGUUCUUGCCUCAUGAUACAAUUAGGUAGUCUAUUUGAUAAUGGCUUUGUGGUAUUCCUUUUCUAUAUAAUGGAAGUAAAAGACUAAAUAACAGAGCUUGGAAGGUUGUUCUCUUGAAGCUUGUGUGUAUUGUAUGGAAGGAAAGAAAUCUUGGUAUUUAAUGGGAUUAAUAACUUUUUCUCACAAUGUUUUCCAACUUUUUCUCUACUUUCUUGGAGCACAUAGUGCUCCCUGCAGAAAGCCAUAUUUAUGUCCAAAACUGCCUGUCAUUGUAUACCUCUACAGUUUCUCCCUUUCCAUGAGCACUAUAUUCAUAAUUAUUAAAAACAGUAAUAAUAGAUAUAUUUGUUUCUUGGUUGUGUCGGCAAAACUGUCCAACAUUUGUUAGUGGUACCAUUGCAUUAGUCUAUUAAAUUUCUCGCCAAACUUGUUCUAAUCUGCAAUAUAGUGAUAUGAUAGUUAUCUAAGCUGCAUUGAUCUCUUAGUGAGUAGAUAUCCAACGUGAUAUAGUAAAGAUGAUUCUUGUGAAGUCCAGGAAUUGAUAUGCAAGCAAAACUUCAGUAAUGUCUAUACCUGACAAGCAGUAUGUACUGAGGGAUUGGAUUAUGCUUAUUUAUGCACCAAACAGAACUGAGAGACUUGAGUAAACAGGAUAAGAAUAUGUAUCAUGAGGAUUGGAUUAUGCGUUUUUUAAGCGCACCAAACAGAACUGAAAGAAUUGAGUACAUAGGGUAAGAUAAGAGAAUUGUUAUAUAUGAGAGUUUCAUCCUCAACAAUUUAUAAAGCUAAUGAAUUGUCCAUGUCCCUUGGACAUUUCAAUGUCAGUCAGCUCGACAAUUUCAGAAGUAAAAUCUGUAGAAAUUGGCUAUUUGUACUUGGAGUGAACUCUAUGAGUUAUGCUGAGUUUUUGUCAUAGUUGACAAUAGCCACUCUUGAGAUUUACUCUAUACAUAUAAGUGAUUAGCUAUAAUUUGAAUCUCUUAACUGCAUUGAUGGAACUAUAUCCAUUUUCCUCAUAGGCUGUCAACUUUUCCAACCGAAUUAUGAUUUGUAUGAUAUACACUUCUCAUGCUUAUUUGCUUUAUAAGGGCUGACUAACUGUUCCUCAACUGUAUUUGCAAAUAGUAUGUAACUUGCAGCCACUGACAGGAUGAAACAUAAAACUUCUAGCAAUAGCACAAAGAAUUGGAACUGCUAAUUGCAAGUAUGGCAAUAGUUGCUAAGUUCAAUGCUGCACAAAUAAGGUGUUCUUCAGAACUUCGGGAAAAUCAACUUCAAAAAUGUUACUGUCUUUCAAGCAACUCAAGCGAUAUGCCCUUGUAUCCAUACCUGCAGAAGAAGAACAGACAACACUGGUUUGCUCUAUAACAUUUUCUCUAAAUGAAAUCGAAUAGCUUUCGAGGGGUGAGCAACGAAAAUACUAGGUGAAAUAUGCAUAUCCUCUUGUGGUGGAUAAUAUAUGUCCAUUCAGUGUUCAAUCUCCAGAUUGAGGCCAUAACUCAAAGGAAUUAAAUAACAUUCUGUUUAUCAAAUUUUAAAUGGAUGUAUCAAAUUACCUAGUUGUUAUUUGUUUUUUUAGAUUAUAUCUAAACAUAGUCAUAGUUGCUCCUAAGUGAAAGGACUGUAUUAAAUGAGAGACUAUAUUUCUUAUCAUCGGAUAAGAUUAGCAUAUUGCCAGUUGAUGGCUAGUAUUUUUGGGAUUCAUAGCUGGAAUCUGUUGCAUCUUGUUAAUGUUUAGUUGGUAUAUGAAUCACUGACA